AUCAGGUUUCUUCAAGUUGAGCUUUACGCCUCAAUCUACAAGAGUGUAAUGGCAACGGCAAUCAGUGUGCUACUUGUGGCUUCCUUGCUCGGUUCAUCCUAUGCUUGUCAUUUUCCAGCAGUUUACACCUUGGGGGAUUCGAACUCUGAUACAGGAAGUGACUCCGCGACAUUCGGCCGGAUUCCACCCCCUUACGGAGAGACCUUUUUCCGUAAACCGGCUGGUCGAUAUUCUGAUGGGCGCCUGAUCAUCGAUUUUAUCGCUAAUGAGUUGAAACUGCCAUCAUUCUUGAGUGCAUACCUUGAUGCGGUCGAUUCGAACUUCAGACACGGAGCGAGUUUUGCUGUAUACGGAUCAACGAUUCAACCAGCCGUUGGCAAACUAAUCGAUGCAGGUUUUAACCCUGUAUCUCUCGAUGUACAGCUGCUGCAGUUUCAACAAUUUAAAGAACGUGCCAGUGAGCUUUAUGAUCAAGGCAGGAAUACAUAUAGGCUCCCCAAACCGGAGGAGUUUUCAAAGGCCCUUUACAUGUUAGAUAUUGGGCAGAAUGAUCUCACUUAUGCCGUUGUAACGACUUCCAUCGAGCAAAUUAAGGAAUCCAUUCCCAAUCUGAUCAACCAGUUUGCAGCUGCAAUAGAGAAGCUAUUUCAACAAGGAGCAAGAUUCUUUUGGAUACAUAAUACCGGUCCCCUCGGCUGCUUGCCGGUUUCCGUUCUACUUGGCCGUCCAAAACCCGGGAAUAUCGAUCAAGCCGGCUGCGUCAAGUCUCAGAAUGAGUUGUCUCAAGAAUUCAACAAGCAGCUUAAAGACAGGGUGUCUCAACUCAGGGACAAGCUCCAUGGUGCAAGGCUGAUAUAUGUGGAUAUCUACUCGGCUAAAUACACUCUAAUCAAUGAAGCACAUAAAUAUGGCUUUGUUGAUCCUUUAAUAAACUGUUGCGGGCACUUCGGCGAUUAUACCGUCCAAUGCGGGAAGACGGCAGUGGUGAAUGGUACUGAACAUUUCGGGGCAGCUUGCAGUGAUCCUUCUAAACGUAUUAGUUGGGAUGGCACUCAUUAUACAGAUGCUGCAAACUAUUGGGUAGCCAAGAGGAUCAUGGGUGGCUCUUUCUCGGAUCCCCCGGUUCCUAUUACCGAUGUUUGUUUAUAAGCUCGCAUACUGUGUCAUGUAGGACCAAAAUAUUGAGCUCAAUUACGCUCCAACAUUCAAUAAAAAAUUAGCUUGAUUCUAAUGUU
Molecule: messenger RNA, 1235 nt
Organism: Hibiscus syriacus
Lineage: Eukaryota; Viridiplantae; Streptophyta; Magnoliopsida; Malvales; Malvaceae
Product: GDSL esterase/lipase At5g14450-like
Exons: 5
Coding region: 49-1149 (366 amino acids)
Molecular function (GO): hydrolase activity, acting on ester bonds
Source: RefSeq, a predicted model, not a curated record